AUGGACUCAAGAAAGGUCCAUGGACGCAAGAAGAAGAUGCCAAACUCAUGGAGUAUAUUCGAAUUCAUGGACCGGGAAACUGGCGAACACUCCCCACAAACGCCGGGCUUGGAUUGGUUUUUGCUAAUAAAGAAACCGUUAAUCGUCACAGGCCUUCAACGAUGCGGAAAAAGUUGUCGGUUGAGGUGGACAAACUACUUGAGGCCUGAUAUCAAGAGAGGAAGAUUCUCGUAUGAAGAAGAGGAAACUAUCAUUCAACUCCAUAGUGUGUUGGGAAAUAAGUGGUCAGCAAUCGCAGCUCGAUUGCCUGGAAGAACUGACAACGAAAUCAAGAACUACUGGAAUACGCACAUUCGGAAAAGGCUACUCAAAAGCGGUAUUGAUCCAGUGACUCAUAGUCCUAGGCUUGAUCACUUGGACCUCUCUUCUAUACUCAACUCAGCUCAACUCAGCCUCUCAAACCUUUUGAACUUCCAAACACUUUUAAAUCCCGAAAUAUUAAAGCUUGCCACUCUUCUAGCAUCUUCAUCAUCAAAUCAAGAAAACCUAAUGAAUCAUAUGGACCAAGCCCUAACCAAUCAUCAGCUUCCAAGCUGCACCUCAAUGCCCACAAGCAGUCAAUAUCUUUCUCCAAACAUGUACGGACAAAUUGUUGAUGAAACCCUGAUGCCGCCAUGCCUACCCAAUAAUCAUGGGAUGCUACCAAGCCAGAAUUUCAACUUUGAUUCAGCGUUAUCAACGCCGAUGUCAAGUCCUACGCCGCUAAACUCAUCAUCGACACUAGUCAACAGCAGUAGCACUGAGGAUGACAGAGAAACGUAUUGCAGUAUGUUUAAGUUUGAGAUUCCAGAGAGCUUUGAGUUUGAUGAUAUCAUGUGAUGAAUAGAUUACAAUGUUAAUGGAACUCUUUUGGGUAUGUUAGUAUGUGGCGUUAUUUAUUUAUUGAUUUUUUUGUGAA
Helianthus annuus (common sunflower) is the source of this 958-nucleotide messenger RNA. Its product is annotated as transcription factor MYB74. The transcript is spliced from 3 exons. Lineage: Eukaryota; Viridiplantae; Streptophyta; Magnoliopsida; Asterales; Asteraceae. The record is from RefSeq and is a predicted model, not a curated record. The coding region runs from base 1 to 879 and encodes 292 amino acids.